UGGGCUGAUGAGCAGCCUCCAAUUACAGAUAACCUGAUCGCUGAUGUCACAUCACUAGUGUUUUCCUGUUGGGGUUGGCUGUAGCAAUGCCAUUCUACUAGAGAGGCGAGGAUCACACUGCAGAGGAAGCUCAGGAUAAUAUAGGCGUGUGCCAAGAUGCUGUUGACAUUACAGUGUGAUUCAGACAUGUCUGCUAUGGUGACAACUGCUGCAAGUACAGACUACAUAGAGCAUCCCAAAAUCAUCGAUGAUGAUGUCUGUCUGAAUGAUAUUCUGGUGUCCUCUAAUCAAAGUCCAAUCAACUUUCAGGUGGAAAGUGUACACAACACAUUGGCAACAAGCAAUGCAAGCUAUAAGCCCACCAACACACCGCAACAUACUGAUCGUAGCGAGACCAAAGAUGUGGCCAAGAUAGAUGGUGCUGUCUCCUCCAGCACAACCACCGCUGACAUGAAGUUGUGGACUUCUCAGAGGGAAGGCACAGUUCAACUGCGGAUGGAGGAAUCUGGUGUGGCCAGCCUGCCUCCGAUCACCAUCCACCAGCUGUUCCAGGAAUCCGUUUCCAAAUAUGGGGAUUACGUAGCAUUGGCAUCCAAAGUGGGUGACCAGUGGAAUACAAUCACAUACAAACAGUACUACGAACAGUGCAGAAUAGCAGCCAAAGGCUUUAUCAAGUUGGGUUUGGAGAGGUACCAUGGUGUGGGCAUUCUGGGAUUUAACUCUGCAGAGUGGUUUAUCGCAGAUGUGGCAUCUAUACUUGCUGGAGGCUUUGCCGUGGGGAUCUAUACAACAAAUUCUGCAGAGGCUUGCCAUUAUGUUGCUGAGAAUUGCGAGGCAAACAUCCUUGUGGUAGAGAAUCACAAACAGCUUCAAAAAAUCCUUCAGAUUCAAGAUCAGCUGCCUCAUCUAAAGGCAAUUAUUCAGUACAAGGAUGAGCUGAAAGAGAAGAGGCCCAAUCUGUACACGUGGGCGGACUUCAUGCAGCUAGGGAAGGAUGUUGCAGACGCACAGCUCGAUCAGAUCAUCGACUCUCAGAUGCCAAACCAGUGCUGCACCCUGAUUUACACAUCUGGGACCACAGGCCAACCAAAGGGCGUUAUGCUGAGCCAUGAUAAUAUCACCUGGACUGCGGCCGCAGCUGGCAACACUGUUCGGCUCAGAGAGGCCACGGAUCUACAGGAGGUGGUGAUCAGUUAUUUGCCUUUGAGUCAUGUUGCUGCCCAGAUGAUAGAUAUCUGGUUGACAAUGAAGUACGGAGGAGCCACGUACUUUGCACAGCCAGAUGCGCUUAAGGGCUCUCUAGCGAACACUCUGAGGGAGGUGAGGCCCACUGCAUUCCUUGGCGUACCUAGAGUGUGGGAGAAAAUGCAGGAGAAAAUGAAGGCUAUUGGGGCCAAGUCUUCUACUAUCAAACGCAAAGUUGCCUCUUGGGCCAAAGGCGUGGGCUUGGAGACCAACAUGAAGAGAAUGAAUGGAGCCUCCCCCAACCCAAUGAAGUAUCACAUGGCCAAGAAGCUGGUUUUCAAAAAGGUGCGCAAGGCUCUUGGGCUGGAUCGGUGCACAAAAUGCUACACUGGGGCUGCUCCAAUCACAAAGGACACGCUGGAGUUUUUCCUGAGCCUUAAUAUACCAGUAUAUGAGUUGUAUGGGAUGAGUGAGAGUUCAGGCCCUCAUACCAUCUCCCUGCCUGAUGCUUUUAGAAUAACCAGCUGUGGAAAAGUAAUUUCUGGGUGCAAAACAAAUAUUUAUCAACCAGAUAAUGAAGGAGCUGGAGAGAUUCUGUUCUGGGGACGCCAUGUCUUUAUGGGAUAUCUCCAUAAUGAAGAGAAGACCGUGGAGUCACUGGAUAAGGAGGGAUGGCUGCAUUCUGGGGAUAUUGGGAAACAUGAUGACAAAGGAUUCUUGUUUAUCACCGGACGAAUAAAAGAAUUGAUCAUUACAGCCGGGGGAGAAAAUAUCCCUCCAGUUCCCAUUGAAGAUGCUCUAAAGGAACGAGCCCCAAUAAUCAGCAAUGCCAUGUUAAUAGGAGACAAGAAGAAAUUUCUUUCUAUGCUGCUGACACUCAAGUGCAACGUGAACGCCGACUCUGGGGAACCAGAAGAUGAACUUACUACAGAGGCAGUUGAGUUUUGCCGAGCAUUAGGCAGUAAGGCCACGCGUGUGUCUGACAUUGUUGGUGGCAAAGACAAGGCAGUGUAUGCAGCUAUUCAGGAAACUGUAAACGCUGUAAAUGAGAAAUCCACCUCCAAUGCACAGAAGAUUCAGAAGUGGCUUAUCCUCGACCGGGACUUCACCAUUGCUGGAGGAGAGCUAGGCCCCACUAUGAAACUGAAGCGUCCAGCUGUGUCAAAGAUAUACAAAGAUCAAAUUGACAGUUUUUAUCAAGAUGCAACUACGCCGACUGAAAACAUUCCAUCAAAGUAGUUUAUUUUUUUAUUUUUUUUGUUUUUGUUUUUUUCUCUACCCCACCCCCACUCCCCUUAAGUCGCACUAAGGCAUUCUCUUCCUCUGCAAUUUUCCGGUUUGCAACCCGAUGAUGAUGAAAUCGGUACUCCUGUCAUGACUCUAGCAGGUGUGCAUGAAGAUAAAGAAAAACAAACACCCAGGUUUUGAAUGUCUUUGGGUUCAGCUUGUUCGUUUAUGAACACAACCUCUUACUCGUUCCUUUUUGAAGGUCAUAUGAAGAACUAUCUCCACCCUUGUUCCCACGAUUACCACUGCAGCUUGUACAGAGUGGAGAGCAAAUCAGUUUUUUGGACAAUUAGAAUCUGUUCAUGUAAUAAGUGCCUCAUGAGUGGAAUGAGAUGCAAACCAAUGGAUUAAGACACUAACCAGUGUAUUGAGAGCCAUGUGUGUCCAUAAAAACGAGUUCUAGAAUCUUAACAUGGCCUUCUGCAAAAGUCAUGUUGUUGGUCUAAACCAGGGGUAGACAACCUUCUCACUUCAGAUGUUGAGGAAUCCCACACUGCUUUUACAGCCAUAAUGCCAUUGCAUGGCACACAAGGCUGCUAGACCCAUGCAAGCUGUGUAGCUUGGAGGAAUAACCAGGAGCUGGCCUACCAUGGGUCCCAGUGGGACUUCUUCACAUAUCUGCUUGUGCCAACUGAAUAUUCAGCACUAAUGGUGACUGCAGCAAGUGCUGCUCACACAGAAUACAUCACAGCCAACAUACGCACAAACUUAUACACAUUAAUUUAAGAGAAUAGGACUGGCACGACUAGGGACUUCAAAGACUCGUUUUGGCACAGUAGUGAUAAACGGUUGCCUAACUUUGUUCUAGACCAUUCAUUGCCUGUUGACCAUUCACUCUCUGCUGGCCACAUGUGUGCUAACAGAUGGUGGCUGAUCAUCUGAUAUGACGGAAUAUAAGCCAAAAGUAGCAUUGCAUACCACCCAUGCAGGUUGGAGCUCAGGAUUUUGAACUGAAAACACCAAAAAUUGACAGAGGAUGUGAAUUGUCCACUCCAGUAGAUGGGUAGAUUUAAAAUAUAUAUAUAUAUAUGUUUUUGAUAUCCUAAUUUUGAUGUACAAACAUUGGUUAAUUUAUUUUGUAAGUCUUUGAAUGUAUGGAGGAACUUUUCCUGAGCCAUCUAUCUAUCUUUUUUUUUUUUUUUUUUUUUUUGUAAAAUGUGUGUUUUUAUGCCAAGAAUAGAUUGUUUGCCCUCGUUUCUUUGCUAAAACACAAUUCACAAUAUUUUGGUUGGUAGUUAAUGGAGGCUUACCUGAGAUUUCCAUUGCACAUGGUAAGUAGGCAUUUUUCACAAAGGGCAGUGAAAUCUAGAUUCAAGCACCAUUUUCUUGCUGGUAUAACAAAUCAUUCUAGCAUGAUUCGAGUAGUGACCAACAGGGAGCCUGUUGGUUACCAUACAACAACGCUACUGGCUUCAGUAUUUCUGUAGCCUUAAAUGAGAAGCCGAUUAUUCCGCAAUAAUUUAGUUUGUCACUUCGGUUGCCUAUUUUUCCUACCUUUGCUAAAAAGUGCAAUGUUACAAAAAAGUCCAUACCCCUUAAACUUUUGCCAGCCACAUACGAACAGCCACUGACUGCAUGUUUUAUCGUAUUUUUCGUUAAUCGCACUGCUAAUUUGACUUACUCUAACAGAGUAAAAAAGGAAUAAAUCCUUGCCGAGUCCUGAAGUGUCAUUUGAAAACUGAUGGCAUUCAUCUCACAUCUAGAUUCCUUUUUUUGCAAAAUAGAGCACUCUUCCCUUUACAUAUUUAAAAGACUUGCCCGGCAAGCAUAGGAGACCUUGAUGCAGUUGCACUGCUCUCUGAGCCAAUAUCUCACAUCAAAACUCUUCAGGAACAGCCCUUACUUUUGUUUGUGGCUUGUAUUUUUUUUUUUAUUUUGUUUUUCUCAAUGCAUUGUAUAUUUUGUUUAAAGGAAGUUUGCAUUAAAAUAUAAUUUAAAUUUCUAUUUAUAAUUUAAUUUUUUCUUUAAAUAUAGACACUUGUGAAAUUGUUCUACCAUUGUAUACGAUGUACUUAUAGGGCAGACACAAGGUCUUAUCUUGUAAAAAGACGUCUACUUUGCAAUAAGUAAUGUCUUUGAUACGGGAUAGGCUAAGAAUUGUCUGCCUUACCAAAGUGGAAAAACUGAGGUGUCUUAAUCUUUAUUAACAAGGACGUUGAGCACAGGAUAGUUUAAAGGUAUGUGGAAGGAGCGCGUCCAAAUCCACACUUUAGAAAGGAAAAAAUCAGUGCACUAAUCGCAAAUUUUAAAGAUUUUGUGAUGAACUUGGGACAGAAGGGUAUGCAAUACUGAUGUUAAUCUUUAUUAUAUAUUUUGUUACUGUACCUUCUUACAGAAUAAAUAUC
Molecule: messenger RNA, 4817 nt
Organism: Pelobates fuscus (common spadefoot toad)
Lineage: Eukaryota; Metazoa; Chordata; Amphibia; Anura; Pelobatidae
Gene: ACSBG2
Product: acyl-CoA synthetase bubblegum family member 2
Exons: 15
Coding region: 157-2424 (755 amino acids)
Cellular component (GO): endoplasmic reticulum; membrane
Molecular function (GO): long-chain fatty acid-CoA ligase activity
Source: RefSeq, a predicted model, not a curated record